Hyaloscypha bicolor E is the source of this 2930-nucleotide messenger RNA. RefSeq lists its product as uncharacterized. Gene Ontology annotation, biological process: chorismate biosynthetic process. The transcript is spliced from 3 exons. NCBI's taxonomy places the organism in Eukaryota, Fungi, Ascomycota, Leotiomycetes, Helotiales, Hyaloscyphaceae. Gene Ontology annotation, molecular function: 3-dehydroquinate dehydratase activity; shikimate 3-dehydrogenase (NADP+) activity; 3-phosphoshikimate 1-carboxyvinyltransferase activity. The record is from RefSeq and is a predicted model, not a curated record. Bases 317 to 2731 code for a protein of 804 amino acids.
CGACGGCGGACGUCCCUCGGUGGCCUCUUGUGACCAUCACGCAGCAGACGCAAGCAUCCCCGUCUCCCCGACGAGCUUGGAAAGCAGCCGCCCCGAUUUGGUUACCCCGCUUUUGCUCGCUUUGCGACUUCAUCACGUGUCGAGGGUUGAGACUUCCCGACUCAUUGCAUGAGAGAAGGAAAAGGAGUUGCGUGUUCUGGAGUUCUGGGGCUCUAGAGUUCUCCGAAUUCGUCUGGACAAUUGUUCUAUCUUGAACGGCUCAUUGUGUCGGUGAAAUCAGGACAUUCGAGGCCUUCAUUGCUUUUCCUUUUGAGAAAUGUCUGUCACAACUCAGCUUGCGCCUUCCCUCUCGUCAUCCUGGAACAUAGAAAACCGGCCCUCACCCUGUAUACGAGACUUCCCUCCCGAGGCGUCUAUUGUCCUCGUUGGAUCCCGAGGGUCUGGCAAAAGAACCCUCGGCUUUAUUGGUGCCACUCAUCUUGGUCGCCGUCUGAUCACGGAAGAUCACUGCUUCCAGGAGGCAACAGGCACUACACGAGGUAUCUUUCUUCGUCAAUAUGGAAACCAAGCAUUCUACCGGAAAAACGUCGAGGUUCUGAAGCAGAUGUUGGACAAUCACAGGACUGGAUGCAUUAUCGAAUGUGGGAUGGGCAGUCUGUCAUAUCCUGCUCAAAAAGCGCUAGCAGAGUACUCGAAAACGCAUCCCGUCAUCUACAUCACUCGAGGAAGUCACAGGAUAAAGUCCCUGUUACGACUUGGGGAUGAAGAAGCUGCUCGUCUCGAAAUCGCGGAUUUAGCCCACCGGAAUUGUUCCAACCUCGAGUACUACAAUUUAUACGAUCCAAGCGGUGAUGGAGCUGAGACACCACCAGAGAAUGGGUUAGGAAAUGUUUCUUCAAGACUUAAAUAUGCCAAAGAAGAUUUCUCCAGCUUCCUCGAUCUCUUGACUGGCCAGGGGGUUAUCCGGAGUGGCUUUGAAAGCCCUUUUUCUAUUGCGGCCCUUCCACCGGAGUGCAGGUCAUUCACUUACGCACUAUCCUUACGACUCUCGACAAUACCCGCAAUAGACCUCGUUGAACUGGAAGCUGGAGCUGAUGCUGUACAAUUGAAGAUUGAUACUUGGUCACCUGAUCUUCAGAAAUUGAUCGGCAAGCAGGUUGCAACCAUCAGGAGAAAUCUUGGAGUACCUGUGAUUUUCCAAGUCGAGAACUAUGCCUUUGAGGGGACACAACUCACUAUGGCGGAGAGGGAACAUGCCUAUUUCAUUCUCAUGGAAUGGGCUCUUCGACUCGCAGUCGAAUAUAUUAUUGUCGACCUAAAGUAUUCAUCUGAACGAGUCUCUCAUCUCGUCCGAUCUUCGGGCCGGACGAGAGUUAUUGGACACUACCUUUCACGAGAUGAGAACCCUUGGGGAUGGGAUGAAGAUACUAGCAUGACCGAGUACAACAAGGCCAAAUCUCUGGGCUGUGAUAUCGUCCGAUUCGUGCGAGCAACAUCAAAAGAGAGCGACAAUGACUUUGUUCGGGCAUUUGUGAACAGGAUCGAGUCUAUACCGGAUCAUCUGCCGAUUAUUGCUUACAAUCUUGGAGACCAUGGACGCCCGUCACUCGUGGCCAAUAAGAUCUUCACACCCGUCACUCAUCCGAUUAUGAACACUACUGUCAGUAAGAGUCAGAUUCGGCAAUUUCUUCCAACUGCCUCGGAAGCCAUGCAGGCUCUGUAUCAGUCGCGAAUCCUGGACCCGCUGCACUUUUACCAUCUCGGAGCCAGUGUGUUCUACAGCUUGUCGCCCGCCAUGCACACUGCUGCGUACCAAGUCUGUGGGAUGAGUAAUGAUUUCCAAUCGCUUCAAGUCUCAUCACUUGAAGAUAUUCAUCGGAUUAUCCAUGACCAAAACUUCGGAGGCGCCGCCAUUACACAGCCUUUCAAGGUCCAAAUAUUGAGCCGAAUAGCAGCAAAGAGCUAUCACGCCAAGGCCAUUGGAGCCGUGAAUACUCUACUUCCCCUCCGCACGUUCCAAAAUAGCAGUCCUCUGGAUGGGAGUACGGAAUCGCUUCUCCGGCAAGCUAACCAGAGAUGCAAGGCUGGACCAAUAGCAGCUUACUAUGGAGACAACACCGAUUUUAUCGGAAUCAUGACCUGUAUCAGACGAAACAUGUCUCCAAGAAACGCCAUCCAGCCCUCUAAAACGACCGGCCUCGUGAUUGGGGCAGGCGGAAUGGCUCGAGCGGCAGUUUACGCCAUGAUCCAACUGGGCUGUCGGAAAGUGUUCAUCUGCAACCGCACAGUUGAAAACGCAGAGGCUGUCGCCAGACACUUCAACUCAUGGGCCUCCGGACUCAGCAGCGAUGGCGAAAUAGUGCGUGUCCUGAGAUCUACCAACGAAGACUGGCCAGUAGGUUAUAGACAGCCUACCAUGAUCGUCUCUUGUGUCCCAGCACGGAGUGUUGGAGAUCAUGCUCCCGCGAAUUUUGAAAUGCCAAUGCAGUGGCUCGGAAGUCCGACUGGUGGAGUUGUUGUUGAGCUAGCAUACUUGCCUCUGGAUACACCCCUGUUGAAACAGAUCCGACGUGUACGGGAGGAGGCGAAACAGGCAUGGGUGAUUGUGGAUGGCUUGGAAGUCUUGCCCGAACAAGCCAUAGCUCAAUUUGAGCUAAUGACCGGAAGGAAGGCGCCAAAGAGAAGGAUGAGACUUGAAGUUCUUCAGAAUUAUCAUCGCUAUGAGGAGUAAAAUACUGGAUCGGUAUAUUGGAAACAGUACAUAAUUGAACCGAGUUCAGAAGAAACACGGGAACACUUGAAUUGCUACGGAAACUGGAGCACCAGGAGUUCUAGAUAUCAUGGAAUCUUCAGACUCCCAUUUGAGCGACUGGGAAAUUGUACAGUAGGAUAUGUUAUUCAAAGCAGCCCAGUCGCCAAUAACAUGUGAU